ACGCUGGCGGUCAAAAAUAUGGAAGACGAUGUCAAUAUAUUCAACGACGCCUUUAAAACGAGAACGCACUGCACGACUCGUUCAGCAAUCAAUCUACAACGAGAACAAGAACAAGAACAAGAAACAGCAGAGGAAACCUCUGAGAGGCUGCAGGGGAUUUUAAAAAAAUUAAAAAAAAGUAACAUCCCUCCGUGGGAUUCAAACCACAGAUCACGCGACACAGGGUUGCAAAGUCAUCAAAUAGAAUUCUUUCUCUUGUGCCUUAAGGGGCUGUAGAUCUUUGAAGAAUUUUUUCUGUUGAAAUUCACAACGCGUCGAGGGUUCGAGUUGCAGGGGGUUAAGUGAGGAAGGUUUAGGGCCUUGCAAAUUAAUUGUCCAUGGGAAAUUGCUGCGGAUCUGGUGGCGGGUCGCAGAAGCCAAAGAAAGCGAAGAAGCCCAACCCCUUCGCCGCCGAUUACCCUAACUAUGCCGCUAAUAGCCCGGCCCGGGGCGGGGGAGGCGAACGGCGGUCUUCUGUUCUGAGGGACUGUGACGGGCAUGACAUAAACGGCAAAUAUGUGCUGGGAAGGGAGCUUGGGCGUGGUGAAUUUGGCAUUACGUACCUGUGCAGUGACAAGGAGACCGGAGACACCUUUGCCUGCAAGUCAAUUUCUAAGAAGAAGCUUAGAACGGCCAUCGAUAUCGAGGACGUGAGGCGCGAGGUGGAGAUUAUGAAGAAUCUGCCUCAACAUCCCAAUAUUGUGCAGCUCAAGGCUACCUAUGAGGAUGACCAUGCCGUGCAUUUGGUCAUGGAGCUCUGUGAAGGAGGGGAAUUGUUUGAUAGGAUUGUUGCCAGAGGCCAUUAUACUGAGCGGGCUGCUGCAGAGGUUACUAAGACGAUUGUAGAAGUCGUUCAGGUAUGCCACAAGCAUGGGGUGAUGCAUAGGGAUCUGAAGCCAGAGAAUUUUUUAUUUGCUAACAAGAAGGAACUUUCUCCUUUGAAGGCCAUUGAUUUUGGGCUCUCGGUAUUUUUUAAACCUGGUGAGCGAUUUACUGAAAUUGUUGGUAGUCCUUACUACAUGGCUCCUGAAGUUUUGAAGCGUAAUUAUGGACCAGAGGUGGAUGUGUGGAGUGCUGGGGUUAUUCUUUACAUUUUACUGUGUGGAGUACCACCGUUCUGGGCUGAAACGGAGCAAGGUGUUGCACAGGCCAUCAUUCGUUCUAAUUUAGAUUUCAAAAGAGAUCCAUGGCCAAAGAUUUCUGAUCAGGCCAAAAACCUUGUCAAACAGAUGCUACAACCAGAUCCUAAGCUACGGUUAACAGCUGAACAAGUUCUUGAGCAUACUUGGCUACAGAAUGCAAAGAAGGCUCCUAAUGUUAAUCUUGGGGAGACUGUCAGAAAUAGGCUCAAGCAAUUUUCUGUGAUGAAUAAAUUCAAGAAGAGAGCACUAAGGGUACUUGCAGAUCAUUUAUCUGUUGAAGAAGUGGCUGGUAUAAAAGAUAUGUUCGAGAUGAUGGACACAGAUAAAAAUGGUACCAUAUCCUUAGACGAGUUGAGAGCAGGUUUGAAUAAGCUUGGUUCACAUGUGGCUGAGGCAGAUAUUCAGAUGUUAAUGGAAGCUGCAGAUGUUGAUGGAAAUGGUGUACUAGAUUAUGGAGAAUUUGUUGCAGUUUCAAUUCAUUUGCAAAGGGUGGGCGGUGAUGAUCAUUUGCAAAAGGCAUUUGCAUACUUUGACAAGAACAACAGUGGAUAUAUUGAGACCGAGGAGCUUAGAGAAGCAAUGGUAGAUGAUUUGGGUUCAAAUGCCACGGAAGUGAUAAAUGAUAUUCUACGUGAAGUGGAUACAGAUAAGGAUGGCCGCAUUAGUUAUGAAGAGUUCGUAGCAAUGAUGAAAACUGGUACAGACUGGAGAAAAGCUUCACGACAGUAUUCACGUGAAAGGUUCAAUAGUCUAAGUAUUAGAUUGAUGAAGGAUGGAUCGCUGCCGAUGGGGAAUGCAGAUAAAAAGUAACAAUCACGCUGAAUGAAUGAAAGUGUAAUUCGAAGUUCAAGGAAUUUUGUUUUAUAGGAGCAUAUUUUCCAAAGGUUAAUUCUUUUAUAUUUUGGACUCAAAUACCAGGCGAUGUAGUGCUGCUUCUUUUUAUUGUAUAAUGAACCUGACCUGGUUAUGAGCACAUCUCGCAGAGGUUAUAUGAGUCCUAGCGCUAGCUGUGAAUUUCAAGUAUACUCUUUGAGACUAUUGGAAACUUCAUAUUAUGCUCAGCAAUUGAGGAGGGUGAUGGAAGUUGUGUUACAUGUGGAGGAUUUCCUGCUUUAAUGAGGAUUAGUCCAAAGCUUCAGAGACCAUUUGCUUAAGUUCUGGGAAAGUCUAUCGAGGAAGCUGAGUAAAGACAUAAUAUGUAGCAAUCCAGUAUAUCUCAUGUCAAAGGAUGUCUGAGUGACUUGGAUUUACUUGGCCUUUCAUUUGCUUUUCAAGUGGCCAAAACCUCCGCGUUAAUAAUUUCAGUGUAGUUUAUAAUUGGUGAUAAUUUUUUUAUUUUAUUUAGUUUGUGGUUUUGGACAAUGUUUUGAAUUGUAUUUUCACUCACCAGAGUCAGAAAUGGGAAAUGAUGACGACUUCACCAAUUGGCAAA
Molecule: messenger RNA, 2613 nt
Organism: Cryptomeria japonica (Japanese cedar)
Lineage: Eukaryota; Viridiplantae; Streptophyta; Pinopsida; Cupressales; Cupressaceae
Product: calcium-dependent protein kinase 20
Exons: 8
Coding region: 378-1991 (537 amino acids)
Biological process (GO): intracellular signal transduction; peptidyl-serine phosphorylation; protein autophosphorylation
Cellular component (GO): nucleus; cytoplasm
Molecular function (GO): ATP binding; calcium/calmodulin-dependent protein kinase activity; calcium ion binding
Source: RefSeq, a predicted model, not a curated record